AUGGUUUUGCACUUAUUUUGUAUCCAUUCUUCUUUAGCUGCUCGUAAUUUUCUCAUCAUAUCACUGUGCACCGCGCCAACUGAGUGCUUCUUUUCUCUCAGUUCUCUCAUCUUAUCACACAAAUCCAAGAUUUCAUUCGUGACACAUGGUUGUAUUUUCCUUCGGUGCUUGCCCCAAAAUUUCUCAGCUUUCAUCUUCAUAAUCAUCAUCACAACUGUUUUCUUCUUCUUCUUCUUUUUCUUCUUCUUCUUUUUCUUCUUCUUCUUCUCCUUCUUCUUCACCAUCAUCAUCAUAAUCACGACUUUCCUCUUUUUUUCUUCAUUUUCAUAUGAUCGUCGUUGUUGUCUUGUCUUUCGAUCAAUAGCUCUUGUUGUAUUUGCUGUUGUUCUUCCUCUUCAUCAUCAUCAUCUUCCUUUUCUUUUUCUUCGUCGUCGUACUCAUCGUCUUCGUCUUUUUUGUUGUUAUUGUUGCUGCUGUUCUUCGUCUCCUUCUCGCCAUCCAUUCGCUGUAGUGCCUAUCCGUCUAUCUACGUACGCUGAAAUAUAUCUCGCCAUCACUUUUCCAUGCACAACCGUUUGCUUCAAGCCCGCCCGUAUAUGCCCCCCCUCCCGUUCACCGAAUAAAUCCAUUUUCAAUCAAUCGAUCGAGCGUUCGAUCCAUCUAAUAAACGUUUCUUUCCCCCUGCAACCCAUUUGUAGUAAAACUGGGCUCCUUUUACCUUGUGAGAACCUUUGGGACACUCAGUCUUUUUACCAAACGAAUAUGACAGCCUCGAUCAGUAGAGAUGGAGCCGAAGCCUCCGCGGCAAGUCUCUGUCAUGUGACACGUAAGAAAUGCAUGACGGGACUUACUUCUACCAACUACAAACUGCUGGGGCGAGAGCACGUUCCAGAAUUUUCUAAAGGAAAUUCUCAGGAGAAAUCUCGCUGA
This is a messenger RNA of Acanthosepion pharaonis, 930 nucleotides long. NCBI's taxonomy places the organism in Eukaryota, Metazoa, Mollusca, Cephalopoda, Sepiida, Sepiidae. The record is from the annotation of a GenBank genome assembly.